This is a messenger RNA of Amoebophrya sp. A120, 3674 nucleotides long. Lineage: Eukaryota; Dinophyceae; Syndiniales; Amoebophryaceae. The record is from the annotation of a GenBank genome assembly.
GAGAUGAAAAACCUCUUCGAUCAUCGCAUCAUGCAUCCGAACUCAUGGUCAUUGACACUCAUAGAAAGCUUAAACCUGUUUUUUCAUGAUUUCGUUUUCGCCAUGCUGGUUGAUUGACUCUCUCUUGCUCUUCAUGAAAGAAUAUGGGCAUUUGUUCGUCCUUUGAAAAAAUGCACGCCAUAGCUUCGUCUUGUAAAAAAAAAAGUUCUACUUCUAAGGUCUUUUUUGUGAUAUUUCAACUCUGUGUGAAAGACAAGAACGUAGUUGUAUAUCGUUUUCUCAGAAAUAGAUACUCAUGUGAUCCUAUUGUGAGAAGUACUAAUACUAAAAAAGUUUUAGUUGUAGUUGAGCAGCAGUCGUAUUCCACCUCGUCGCGUAUAAUCCUAUUCCAAUAGCAAUAUCCUAGGACAACUAUUGUCUCGCAUUACGAGGAGACCACCACUGCUGCAAAAUCACGAUGUUUGGUUUUGCGUUGGAUCGCGAUUUGAAGUUCCAGCUCUCCACUGAGAUCUAUGAGGAGCCCCGCGGCCACGAGAACCGGGUGACCGACAUUACCUUGCUCGCCCAGCGGGAAUUCCGUCUGGAGAACGAGAUUUCUCGCGAAGAGUGCCGCUUCUAUUCCUACCUGACGGGUGUCACCACGCCCCAGCCCAGCGAUGGAGCGGACUACUUCAACGCCAGUACUAGAAUCGGAGGGAACGGCAUGGCGGGCUACUUCGGCAGGGAAGACAUGCACGCACGGAAGAAAGUGGUGGAUAAGAUGCAAAAGGACUCUGACUUUCCGACGCACUGCAUGCGAUGCCGCAAGGACAUACCGGUGAAAAUGUACCAGAACUUCGUCGAAGGUACUCACAUUAGCGACGACUGAUAGUACGAUAUAAUGGUGUUCGUAGUUCAUUUGUUCCAAAGGCGGGGGCUCGGCCGGCGCAAUGAUGAUGAUCAUUCAUUCUUGAAGCACUAGUAAUAUCACUUUGGUUUGACGAACUACAUAAAUAUGAUAAUGAUAGACAGAAAGAAAAUCUUCUUCAGUUGUGCAACCGAACCCCUGCAAAAAGGAGUGCCCGCACGGACCCUUUUGCAACCAGUGCGUCGCGGCGAUGAUGAAAAACACGCUCCCCUUCUGCCACAUCUGUAGUGGACAAGCUUCCGGAUUCCGAAACUUUGGCGAGGAAGAAGUGGACCAUUUGCUUGGGAGAAUAGCGUACUGUUCUGACCUUCUCGUUUUUCAGACUGCCGAUUGUUUCGAGGGUUUUUUCACACAGCUGCUGCAUAAUCCCAUCAUAAAUUUGAGAUCAUAAUAUGUGUCGUUGCUUCUUCUACUUCUACUGCACUGCUGGAGGAUAUACUUUCUGAUUUUAGUGAAACGCGGACCUUAUGUCUUAUGAAACAAACAUCACAGCGGAAUACCAGGCGACAUAGAAGUAGCUGGUCUUGCUGGGUCUUCAAGUGCAGCUUGUAGCAGUUCUGCCUCUUCUUCGAGCACGUCUUCGAAGAAACCUACAGGCCGUGCGGAGGUCGUUGUUGCAGCUCCAGCUACAACGUCGAUUUUUCCACAAGAACCGGCCGCGAAGUUGCUGGACCGAUGGACUCCUGAUUUGCUGGCGAAAAUGCUGCUGUACAUCUCGACCGCACCACUACCCGAGGAUGCAGAUUUAGAAGGCGGUAGAAUAAAUGAUGAAAAGCAGGAAGAUCACGAUGACCACGUGGAGGGCGAUCAGCAGGCGCCCGAACCGUCCGAGGAUGUUGUCAUCGAACUUUCAUCAUCGUCAUCAUCUUCAUCGUCUUCUGCAAUCGAAAAUAACGAAGAGCCGACCACAGGUGGAGGAAAGAAGAGCAGGAGUAAAAACGGGACCACGAGUGCGGGCGCUUCGUCCAGGAACAAGAAAAAGAAUUCGAAUGAUCAGGAGUCGAAUUAUUCCGCAGAAGCAGAACCGAAAGAAAACGCUGCGAGUUCUUGUGCGAAGAACCAAGAGGAGAUGAAUCCUAAGACGAGAGAACAAGCAACGCCAUUCGACGACGCGACUACCGCUAGAACAACAAAAAAUGACAGCACUUCGAAAAUAGUCGGAAUCCCCUUCCACUUGAAGUCCUGUUUGGUUAACUCGUUGCUGACGCGGAAAUCCGAGCUAGACUUCGAAACUUUCGUGAAAGAAGUUUUGGAAAAACGCGUUGCGGUGCUAAAGUACAACGCAUUUCCACCCGACACACCUAUACUGGUGGGAGACGACGACACCGCUCCCGGGCCGCCACUCGAGGUAGCAGGAGAAGUUGCCGCCGUGCAUAUUAGGAAUAAACCGAGUUGUCAGCAAUCCCAAUCCAUCCCUCUAUCCGCAAUAAUAGCAAACGGCGAAGCGGACACUUCGGAUGCCACGACUAGCUCCAACGGCAAGGGUGGAUCGAGCUCUGCGUCUGCCAGUAGCUCGAGUACAACGACCUCCGCAUCUGGCGAACUGCAGGGCAGCUUGCAUACGCAAAAAAAUAACGGUGCUGUCAGUACUACGUCUUCCGUCGCUGUGCAGGAAAUCAAUGCUGGCGUUGGAAGAUUGGACCUCCGUUCCAAUGGAGGUCCCCCGGCGCACGUAGAACAUGGUCGGGAAAUCACCCCCGACGUGAAUGAAGAGGACAGCGGCUGCAGUGACGAGGAAGGAAACGCGCCAGAUGACGAACCUGCGCUCCAGCAGAAAAAAGCGAAACGGCAGCGGGUUGCGUGAUUUGAAGUAGUUGUGACAGUUGCACAGAUGAGGAUUUUUUGAAUAUGCGUAGAAAUGAAUAUAAGUAGAUCUCCUCAGAGAUGGCACUUCCACUUGUGAGUUUCUGUUGGUUGUAAACGACGACAAAGCUGAUGGAGCGGCGGGCACCAUAGAGCAAAAAUGUUGAAGUGUCUCGUCUCUUGUUGCGACUUCAUCAAAAAUAGCUGAAAUUCAUUGUUUUGUACUUCUUGAAAAUUAUAAAGGGCUACAGGGCCAUCUUAGCCUUUCGAUAUCUCCGACUGUCUAGUAACUGCUGCAUCGACACCAUGUAUUCCAAAACUCAACGAAAUUUCGUGCGCACAAAUGCUACCGAGUGCUCCUUUUCUUGUAUCAAUCAUUCUAACUUGGCGACAUUUUGCUGUAGCUAGUGCGUAUUUCGCAAGAAGAACGUUCGAUCGCACCGUAAUAAGUACCUUCUGUUGUUGCUUGUUAUCGUUAUGCUAUGUUGCAAAAACUUUCCAUCUCUUAUGUUGGGACGUCUUGCAGAUGCAGUUGCUCCUGGUCCUCUUCAUGGAGCACUACUACCUUGUGGUCAGGCUCACCACAAAAAGACGCGACGCAAAUUAAUUGCCGAAUGCAUUUAACUUCGCAAAUUUUCAAGUUAAUCAACGUACUUGCGACGUCGAACUUGACGAAUGUUUUUGUUGGUCUGCCUAGUCCUGCCUGUGCGUCCGCGUUCGCAUUUGUCCAAACACGUUUUUCAAGGGGGCGCUUCCUUACUUUACUCUUCUGACGCCGUGACGAGGGGACCGGGAUGGGUAGGACGGAGAUACGGAGAGACCAGCACUCAACACAUGAAGAUAGGCGUGAGCAAGAAACAAACAUAUUUAUGUUGAAUAAGGACUGCUUUCUCGUCGAGGAGCAGCGCGAAGAGCCCGCGAAAGAAUGCGUCAAUUUAGAUGUUUAGAGUGGACAUGAGAGCCG